ACGGCUGCUUACUGGUGACUCCAGAGGUGGAGCAAUUCAGGGUGGGGGGUGAAGCUGUGAUCAUUUCCUUCCCGGUGUUCAAGAGCGUCCUCAGAUUCCUAAACAUCGCCCUCCCGACAGCGAGGUUCCUCAUCACCAAGGACAAUGAGACAGAGGGCGUGGCCAACGAGAGAGACGGGCGCGUCCAGCAGCGUGAGAAGCAGCUGUGGCUCCUCCCAGCUCAGGCGUCGGACUCAGGGGAAUAUAUGUGCACGUACAGGAAUGAAACCUACUGUAUCACCGGGAAAAUCACGCUGAAAGUGUUCGAGUCCGGCUCUGUGGACAUAGAGAAAGUGUCUUAUUCAAUCUCAGCCACGGUGGGAGAGAGGCUGACGUUCAGAUGUCCAUUGCUGAGCGACUUCAACAGUACAAACAGACUGAUAGAGUGGUACAAGGAAAACAGCUCCACUGCUUUUCAGUCGGGCAGAGCGGGCUCCCUCCGCCAGGACAGUGCCAACCUGAGGAUCCCUGUAGUGAGCCGCUCACAUGCGGGCAUGUACACCUGUCAGCUCCAAGUGCUCAUCGACCAGCAGCAGUACAAAGUCAGCCGGGUCGUCCUGCUCCACGUGCAAGGUCCAGACCCAGAGAUCAGCACCUCCGCACCUGACGUCACUGUGACCUCUGACCCUGAGAGAAGCAGCACCUACAGCACUGAUCAUGCCUCGCCACCUGUGAUUGUCUCGCCGUUGAACGGAAGUAUUUUUGAAAGUCCACAUGGUUCAGGUCUGGAGCUGUGGUGCACAGUGCUCACCGGAUGUCACCAGGCGGAUUCCACCGAGGUCAAGUGGCUCGUCAACAGCCAAUCGGUGGAUUCAUCGUACCUGGAUGAGCGGGCGAUGCAGGGGGGGAGGAGGGUAACCAAGGUGACAGGCGGCUGCCAGAUUGAGUUGAGGCUGGUUGUCGUGGGGAUAACGGAAGAAGACGUGAAGACGGAGCUGAAGUGUGUCACUCAGAACCAGGCAGGAAGACAGGAAGUGGUGGCCAGGCUUCAUCUGGAGGACUCCACAUUCACAUGGCUGGUGGUCGCUGCAGUGGCCAUGUCCUGCUUCCUCUGUGUGGUUUCUGUUUUCCUCUACGUCCUCUUCAAACCCAAAAGCAAAAGGAAACUGGAUUAUAUCCUGGCUCGACAGAACAGCACCUUCUAACACCUCUUCUUAUACUACAUAGAAUGAGUCUUUCAUGCGUUGAUACAACCACGGAUUUAAUGAUUUUUUAAAUAUGGAGCUUUAUUCAGUUUCAGUCACUUUAUGUCCUCAUGUGACAGGUACAUGCAUUUAACUGCCACAGGUCUUCUCUCACGCAUCUAUCUUGUACAGGUGUGAUGGAAACAUCUUGUGGAGUGAAACACAGAAUAAUCAGCAGAAAUUCUGAUAUAUGGUCAAACUCAGCGAGGGCUGCAAUAUCUGCAUGUACAUGAAAACAACACAGAAGCGCAUGAGAAGUGAAUUUAUCUGUUUAUUUUGUGAUUCUAACACUCCGUCUGAAAUACACACUCAGGGGCAACUUUGUUCGACACUCCCACAGACUGUAAAUAAAGAUACGUCUCUACUUU
This is a messenger RNA of Paralichthys olivaceus (Japanese flounder), 1591 nucleotides long. The record is from RefSeq and is a predicted model, not a curated record. Lineage: Eukaryota; Metazoa; Chordata; Actinopteri; Pleuronectiformes; Paralichthyidae.